GCCACUAGUUGCCUCCUAAAGUAUCACAGAUAGUACAUGCUUACGGAUCAGGGACCUGAAAUGGAAACGUCCAACUUUAUGACUUCUUCUUCAACUUCGGAUGUUCGACUUAAAGCCUCCUCCGUAGCAUCACCUUCUUCUUCCUCUACAAAUUCACCAACCUUUUUACGCAAUCAGACUUGUACAGCUGCGAAUCAAGGCAUAGAUAGAAAUCCGAAUUCGAAUUUGAUGACCCUUGAUAGAUUCUUAGAGGAUGUGUACGGCGAUCAUCAAGCUGCUACUGGGAGUACUCUGUUGAAUGCUGAAAGUGAGCCUCGAGAUGUAGCUGAAGAUAAUUUGAUGACGACUCCUAUCACUAGACCUGUGGUGCGGAAGACAGUGGACGAUGUUUGGAGGGAGAUCGUGGAGGGGAAGAAGAUGCGGUGGAAGGAGACGUUGGCUGUGGAAUGUAAGGAAGAGGAAAUGGAUGAAAUGAUGACCCUAGAGGAUUUUUUGUUGAAGGCUGGGGCUGUCGAUGAACGUGCAGUGGAGCCCUUGCCUCUGGAGGUGAAGAUCGAGCCUGUCUGCGAGAGGUUUAGUGGGGGAAGUUUCUUGUACGACAGUCCCAUCAUGUGUACUCCACAACAUAGUAUGGAGAAAAUGGAAGGAUUUGGGAAUGUUUUGGAGGUAAAUGGAGUAGGGAGAGGGAAGAGGAGAACUGUUUUGGAACAGCUGGACAAGGCUUCCAUGCAAAAACAACGGAGGAUGAUCAAGAAUAGGGAGUCUGCAGCAAGAUCCAGGGAGCGGAAACAGGCCUAUCAAGAUGAGCUAGAGUCUUUGGCAGCAAGACUGGAGGAGGAGAAUGAGCAGUUAUUGAGAGAAAAGGCUGAGAGAACAAGAGAACGGUUUAAGCAGUUGAUAGAAAAUGUGGUUCCAGUUACGCAAAAGCGAAGACCACGUCGAGUCCUGCGAAGAGUUAACUCCAUGCAGUUGUAACAGGCAAAUGAUGCCAUAUAUUUUCUCCGGACUGUUUGCCUUAUUUGCACAACUUGCGGAGGAAGUCGAGCGCUCCAUCAGUCCAGAAACCGUUCUAUUCCCUAGAUUAUUAGUAUGGGUGGCUGGGUGGUUAGUUACCCAGGCAGGUAUGGUUGAAACAUUGCUUCCGAAUAUAGUUUCAUGAGCUGUAUUCUUGUGCUGUAUCAUUAUUGGGUAUGCAUCUGCUAUCUGUAUGUUACUGUGCCUAUGUAUAGAUGCAGUGUUUCCGUAAAGUUCACGUGGCAUUGAACAACGGAAGGUCCUGAUUUCUCAACCACCUUGCCACACUGUAUUUGUUAUUAAUAGACCAAAACCCUAUUUGAGGUUGCGUUUGCGGUAGAGACUUUCUUUUUUGUUGUAACUUCACCCCAAACAGAUGUAGUGGUGUUCUUGUUGUAAAACUGUACAUUGUAUUUCAAGCUUCGUCCAACAUUCAAAAAUGAAAUUAAAAAAUGAUUGCCCAAUAAGGAGAUUUUCUCAAAAUAUGCCCUAAUAUUGUUGGGCAUAAUAGGGGAUUUUCUCAAUUAGGGGAAGAAGUAUGCUUGUGUUUCAGAAACUCUAUCAAAACUCCAUAAGCUCUUUGCAUAAUUGUUUCUUGUAAUUAAAACAUGAUUUUCCUGUUUCACAUAUUUCCCGUUUCU
Messenger RNA from Cuscuta europaea, 1655 nucleotides. The record is from the annotation of a GenBank genome assembly. Lineage: Eukaryota; Viridiplantae; Streptophyta; Magnoliopsida; Solanales; Convolvulaceae.